AUGGCCAACGGAAAGAACUCGAGCAAGCUCAUGCUUGGCUCCGCCCUACUUGCGAACGUCUACGCUUGGUACAUCGCCUUGAAAGGCAGAAAGAAGCGCCGCCGUGUCGUUUCCGUCCAUCAUGGCCACGAUCAUCACCACCGUGGCCGCUCUCGUUCUUACAGCACUCCCGACGCCUUCUCUGACUACGGUCAAUACCCUCCGAGUUCUCGACCGGUGUCCUUCGACUCCACAGAAUGGCCCCGUGAAUGGGCUGACCGUCGCGUGGAGCGUAUUCCAUCAACAGUGCGUCGCACUCGAACCAUCGACGACGGCUAUCUGGGCAGCUCUCGUUUCCGAUCCCCGAGCCCUGUCCUUGACCACCAUCGUGAUGCCUACUCUCCAACCAACUCGGCGAUCUCCCUCGAGGAGCACAACGGUAGACGUGCGGCACGAGAUCAAGAGCAGGACCGCAUUCGUCAGAUGUAUAACGGAGAGCGCGACCGGGCCCUGGAUCGAGCCGCUCGUGGAUGGCAGCGUGACGGUAGGAAGGAGCGAUAUUCUUCUGGUCCUGCGCCAUCCUCCGACCGCCGCCGUCACCAUGACCGUCGUGGGUCUAGCUCGAGACAUGCAUUCGUCGAGCCAUCGAGUGAUACCAGAAUGAUGCGUUACGAAGAGCCACCCAGCUACUCUGAUGCUUGGAACGAGAAGUACGACGAGCGGCAUCUCGGUGAUCACGGCAAGCGGCGCUCCUGA
Molecule: messenger RNA, 735 nt
Organism: Lecanosticta acicola
Lineage: Eukaryota; Fungi; Ascomycota; Dothideomycetes; Mycosphaerellales; Mycosphaerellaceae
Source: the annotation of a GenBank genome assembly